Neopelma chrysocephalum (saffron-crested tyrant-manakin) is the source of this 5630-nucleotide messenger RNA. RefSeq names its product estrogen related receptor beta (gene ESRRB). The coding region runs from base 150 to 1514 and encodes 454 amino acids. Gene Ontology annotation, molecular function: zinc ion binding; nuclear steroid receptor activity; DNA-binding transcription factor activity. Lineage: Eukaryota; Metazoa; Chordata; Aves; Passeriformes; Pipridae. The record is from RefSeq and is a predicted model, not a curated record. Gene Ontology annotation, cellular component: nucleus. Gene Ontology annotation, biological process: regulation of DNA-templated transcription. The transcript is spliced from 7 exons.
CCGCCGGGCUCGGGCCGGCUUCUCUUCCCGGCGCUCCCCGCUCUCCCAGCCCGCUGCAGUUUAGUUGUUCUCUUGUGUUUUUUCUUUCUCUUUUUUUUUCUUUCUUUUUUUUUUUUUCUCCUCCAACUGGGAAUGCUCAAACUGGACUGAUGGACAUUUCCGAGCUGUGCAUCUCCGACCCGCUCGGCUACCACAACCAGCUGCUCGGCAGAAUGGCCACAGAGGAGCGGCACCUCUCCUCCAGCUGUGGGUCCUUCAUCAAGACCGAGCCCUCCAGCCCGUCUUCUGGCAUCGACGCCAUCAGCCACCACAGCCCAAGCGGCUCCUCCGAUGCUAGCGGUGGCUAUGGCAUCGCCAUGGGUGGCCACCCCAAUGGCCUAGACUCACCCCCCAUGUUCAAUGGCACGGGGAUUGGUGGUGGGUCCUGCCGUAAGCGUUACGACGACUGUGCCAGCGCCAUCAUGGAGGACUCACCCACCAAGUGCGAGUACAUGCUCAAUGCAAUCCCCAAGCGGCUGUGCCUGGUGUGUGGGGACAUUGCAUCUGGGUACCACUACGGCGUGGCUUCCUGUGAGGCAUGCAAAGCCUUCUUCAAGAGGACUAUUCAAGGGAAUAUUGAAUACAGCUGCCCGGCUACCAAUGAAUGUGAGAUCACGAAACGGAGGCGCAAAUCCUGUCAGGCCUGUCGCUUCAUGAAAUGCCUCAAAGUGGGGAUGCUAAAAGAAGGUGUUCGUCUGGAUCGAGUCCGUGGAGGCCGACAGAAAUACAAGAGGAGACUGGAUUCUGAGAGCAGCACUUACCUGAGCUUACAGAUCCCUCCCCCAGCUAAAAAGCCACUGACUAAGAUCGUCUCCCACUUGCUGGUGGCUGAGCCAGAGAAGAUUUAUGCCAUGCCUGAUCCAACCAUGCCAGAGAGUGACAUCAAAGCCCUUACAACCCUCUGUGACCUGGCAGACAGGGAACUGGUGGUGAUCAUUGGCUGGGCAAAGCACAUCCCAGGGUUCUCCAACCUCUCCCUCGGGGACCAGAUGAGCCUUCUUCAGAGUGCUUGGAUGGAAAUUCUCAUCCUGGGCAUUGUGUACCGCUCCCUGCCAUAUGAGGACAAGCUGGUCUAUGCUGAGGACUACGUAAUGGAUGAAGAGCACUCUCGUCUGACAGGGCUGCUGGAGCUCUACCUGGCCAUUCUUCAACUGGUGCGCCGCUAUAAGAAGCUCAAGGUGGAAAAGGAGGAGUUUGUCACACUCAAAGCUCUGGCCCUUGCCAACUCAGACUCCAUGCACAUAGAGGACAUGGAUGCAGUGCAGAAACUCCAGGACCUUCUCCACGAAGCCCUGCAGGACUACGAGCUGAGUCAGCGCAAUGAGGAGCCCCGGCGAGCAGGCAAGCUGCUCCUGACCUUGCCCCUUCUGCGGCAGACGGCUGCCAAAGCUGUGCAGCACUUCUACAGCAUUAAACUGCAGGGCAAGGUUCCCAUGCAUAAACUCUUCCUAGAAAUGCUAGAGGCAAAGGUCUGACAGCCCCAGCGCCAGCCGACAGUGGCCGGGGAACAAACUAGAAACAAAGAUGCAGACAAUGGAGUAAUCCAAACAGCAGCAGCAGCCAUCGCCGGCUUUUAUCUCCAAUCAUUUAUUAUGGAAGAAUUAUUUAAUGUCUAUCUGUCGGCGUGACUGCAGAAUCUUGUGUACAGAAGGGGGGAAACUUUUAAUCAGUCACCUGUUUCUCUUUUUUUCGUUGUUUUCUCUGUGGGAAAUACCAGAAUAUGCUCUUGCACUUGUUGAGGCAGUCAUCGGGGCUCAGCCCCUCUGAUCAGCGAUGCUCUCAGCGCUGUCCAGGCUGCCUGCUCCCCAGCUCCCUCCGCCAGUGCUGGAGGGGGAGUGGGGACAAAAGCAGGAAGAGAGGAAGAACAGUCAAUAUAAACUUUAUCUGCUGGUGUUAUGAGGGGUCAGUUAGAAAGGGAAGCAGCCGUGGUCCUUCUUUUUAUCACCUUUCUGCCUCUAACCAUAGAGCAGAUGCUCCUUUGGAGAAGAGCACUGCUGGACCUCUCCUGAAAAAAAAGGCUGCCUCCCAGGCUCCUCUAACACUUGUACAUACAGGCCCCACUUCUUACCGGGAAAGAUGCUCCUAACUGUGUAAGAUAUUCUGCGACCUUGUACAGUGUGUCAUUACGCCUGGCUAGUCCAUCCCAUGUACAAUCCCUGCAGGCCCCUGAAGAGGUAGGAUGUAUGUCCCUGAGAAAAUGCAAGUCUUUCCCAAAUGGUGAGAGAAAAGAGCCUGAUGUGCUGGGUUGACUUGAUAAUCUCUGCAUCCUCUCCUAUGUGGUGCUAACUACAAUUCUUCCACACUUUUCACCCUGUAGUGUAUCAAACCUGCCUCUUCAGCUCAGCUGAGUACCAUUCCCCUCUUGUUCCUUGUGGCAGAGAACACAAGGUUUGUCUGCAUGGUUACUGCCCAAGUAUCAAUACACCCCAAACCAGAUCUUUCCUAGACUUCACUAAAUGAUAGUUCUUUGCCUCCACAGAGACUUAGGCUUAACGCCAAAUUCUAGUUAGGAAUCAAGGGCACUGCUUUUCAGAGGAGGCAGCUCCAGAGCCUGAGAGAUUACUUUUUUGUGGCAGCCUAGGGAAAUAAAUUAGACGGUGGCAUAAGACUCCCGAUACUCCAACUACUGUCUUCCCCUGCCUCAUCCCAUUAUCCUCAACAGCAGGAAAAGAGCAAACAUAUAUUAUACCUGGGGCUGUAAGACGUUCUCUUCCUGAUCAGAAAGCAAAUACCUGACCUUGGGUUGGUAGAAGAAGAACUGGAGGAAUGUUUAUUUACUCCUCUUACAUACCCAGGUUUCUGCUGUCUCCAAGGCCUGGUUUAUCAGCUUUGCUGCCUAAGCCAUACCUGCUGCAUUCUCAGUAGCCAGAGAGAAAUGUAGGUGACUGACAAAACUGACUGCUGGCAUUCUUUGAGACUUUAUUUUCUAGGUCACUUAGUUUUAAGCCAGCCUGAGCUGACACAACCUGAGUGUCCUGUCUCUUUUGUGGUCAGCAGCAAGGCAGUAGAGGUGAGGAAAAGCCUCUGAUCUACAUUUGAGACACCACUGACUCUAUUACCUCUGUUCUCCUCAAGCUUCCAUCCCUUCCUGGCUUCCCUAGGAAGGAACUUGGCCUCAGCAGGAAGUCUUCCAAACCAGGGUUGCAGUGUGUGAUCAGAGAGACACUGGUGCUUGUUUUCUACUGGAGCAGAAUGUGUCACAGCAGGGCUGUCAGUGCUGCAGAACCCUGCCUGGCAGACUGAGCUAUGGGUGCUGACUGAUGGUGACCUCUCAGCUCUUGUAGCCAGCCCUCGCCUUGUACUUGAGUUAGUUCAGUUCAUCUCCUUUGAGUUCUUCCUACGCUACACAGUCGUAGCUACUCUCACUGAUUUUGUACUUGCUUGAUAAAGGAAUUCAGUCUUACUUCAUGCAUAUUAGUAAACCAACAGAGACCUAAAGGGCAGAAGGCACGUGGGAACUGGAACUCCAACAGCAGUAGCAAUUACACAGUGGUCUUGUGCUUUGAGCAGAUAGUCGUGCUUCUCUCCCCAGCUCCCUCCCAGAGGCAGCUGGGGGAGAAAAUGAGAGGCUUUUGGUUGCACUCAUGGUCCCUGUACCCAUCUGUGACCGAGGGACCAAAGUGAAAUGCAUGCCACUACUAUAGAGCCAGCUCGCCAUGUACUGCACUCUGGUAACUCUUCCUGGCUGUGGCCACUCCUGGAGUGCUUUUGCAGGUGUUUUAUGUUGCUUUAUUGCCUGUAAGUUUGACUCACUAGACCACUGUUGCAAUCUUGCCAAGUAUGACCCAGCUCAGCCACAGCACAUUCUGUCCCAACUUGCUGCACAAAGGUAGCUGUCCCCAAAUGGGCUGAAAAGAUCCUAAGAAGCAAUUCUUACUCUGUCAGGCCCUGCUGGAAAGGUCACUUACGUAAAAAAAAACAAAACAACACACCAACCAAAAAGACCCCACCAAAAACACCCACCCCAAAAAAAACCAAAAAGCUCUUCUAUCUUUGUUGUAUUUGGACUAAGGCUGCUUUCCAGAACAGAGAGCCAGAACUAUUUACGAAACACAAUUAUGGAAAGCUGCCGAAUUAACUUCUAGCUCACAGAAACUGCUGGCUAUUUAGAGUAGGGCUAUGGUAUGGAGGAAACUCCUGCCUUGACAGAGCAAUAUAAAGAUACCAAAUGCAUUUUUUCCCAGGAACUUCUUUCUCCAUUAAAGCUGCAUAACCUUGGAGCCCAUCUGAAUAUCCUCCAUUGCUUGAAGAUAAUAUGCAGGGAAAUGUUUCAAUUGCUUGUGAAAUAGGAUGGGAACUGAACCAGACAGUACUUAGCGUAUAUUAAUCUCUUUAAACAAGGAAUGCAGACUCUCCCCAGGAACUGGGACAGAAACACCUGUCUAGAUUUAACCCUUAAAAGGCUUGUACCAUCCUAAAUUGGGAACCAGGUCAGGUCUCUUGGGCCCUUCAGGCAAGUGCAGGAAUCACAUACACCUGUUCCCAGUUACUCUGAUCUGCUGUGCAUCACUGGUAUUAUCACACGGCCGCUGAGGAGCAUUUCCAGAAUGGUAACAUCUUAGUGUAGUCCUCUCAGUGCACUUUGAAGGAGGAAAUGAAUCUUCAGCAACUGUUUAGGUCUUUGAAUGCUCACAGUCUCUUAUGAAAAGGUCUGGAGAUGUGGAAGGUGAGACAUGAACUAGGAAAUGGGGUUUGGGUCAAUGCUCUUAUGCUGCUCACUUGUAAUAUAGGAGUCACAGAGUCAGAUCCAUACACCUGUCCUUCUUCACGGAUCAAAAAAUGAUAGAGCUUGAGCCGUUGGGACACAAACGGGCUCUAUGACUUAAAGAAAAGCAAAGCAGUAGAGGUAAGUAUAUCAGUGACAGUUAAUAAUAUGAAGCGCACACCAGCAACUACAGUAAAAGCAGCUCCAGCCCCUGAUUUGCAUAUGUGGAUAACAGAAACCACGUACCUGUCAGCUACUACAAAAGGCAGUUCUUCCCAAGUGACCAGCUCUUCUGUUUCAGGCACAUUCUUCUCUGGGAACACCAGUGUCUGGCCUGUAAUGCAAAACAAAUUUCAUGGGGAUCAAUUAAAAUAAAAGGUAAAUUACCACACGGAAUUUUGGUUUCUGAGGAAACUUGGGCAUUACACCUCGCAGCAAAACUGUGAAGCUACAAGAAAUGCCCCCAUAACAAUCAGGACCUUGCAGUAUUGCUCAUGCUAAGGGGGCAUUGUUUUUCUCUUCAUAAGCUCUGUCAUCUUUUUUUUUAAACUAUUAUAAGUAUAUAAAAUAAAACAUGCUGCACCAGAAACAUGUAAGCAGCUAUUAGAGGGGAAAGUCAUUGAGAAAGACCCUAGAAUGUAACUUGUUGAGCUUAUAUUACCAAUCAGAGCUAAGAAAAAAGAGCUUCCACUUUGUAUCCACAAGCUAUAGUCAAUCAUAUGGCCAAAGGUCACUCUGUUGUUCUUGCGGCUGGGUUAUGUGGAGAAGUCAGAGAGAGACAGAGGCUGUGAGAAUGAUGCAGGGAGUCAUAGAUGGUGAAAUAAACAGUAUCUACUUAACUAUUAUCUGCUCCUAAAAAAAUAAAAUAAAUAAAAUAAAAUAAAAU